Schistosoma margrebowiei is the source of this 423-nucleotide messenger RNA. NCBI's taxonomy places the organism in Eukaryota, Metazoa, Platyhelminthes, Trematoda, Strigeidida, Schistosomatidae. The record is from the annotation of a GenBank genome assembly.
AUGCUUUUAAGUUUACUAGUGAUUAUCUAUUUGGUUAAUAAUUCACUAUUGAAAAUUUAUGGAGAUCUUAUAUCUUGUGAUAAACUAAAUUUCAAAUCUAAUAAUGAUCAAAAAACGAUUGUGUGCAGUGAAACAUAUUCAAAGUUUGAUCAUUAUUAUUACUCACAAGUAAUACGUUAUAACCAACCUCUUCCAAUUGUUGAUGUAACUUUUCGUCAAAUCAAUGAUUAUGCUGAAAUUUUCAAACCAUCCUUCAUAAUCAAAUUUUAUGGUAUGCCCUAUGACAAUAUCUUUAUAGGAAUUGAUGGCUUCAUGACUUUAAAACAUUCAAAUGAUGAAUACUCAAAGAUUGGGUUCAUCACAAUGCUUUUAAUUCAUGGCGAUACGAGAUUUCAAGUAGAGAUUGGAAAUAACGAUACCUGA